AUGUCUAAUAACGAGGAAAAAACCAAUAUGUCACAAGAAGAAGUUUUACAUCAAUUUGUUAAUCGAAUAUUUAGCAAUGAUCAAUUUCGAGAAAAAAUCAUGAUGCCAAACGUAAUGGGCCGGCCGGUAGUAAAAUCAGUAGAAGAAAAAACUUUAGACGCUAUUACUGAAAGUUGUGCAUUUAAGUGCAUUUUAAGCGGUGUAAUGGGUUUUGCUCUUGGUGGGGCCAUUGGUCUUUUUACUUCUAGUGUAAAUCCACAAAUAAAACCACCUGGUCAGCAAGAAACAGUCAAAGAAAUUAUACGUGAAAUGAAAACUUCUUCACUCGGUUAUGCGAAAAACUUUGCUUUACUUGGAGCUGUCUUCUCAGGCAUUGAAUGUAUCGUAGAAACAUAUAGAGGUCAAUCUGACUGGAAAAACGGUACAUAUGCAGGUGGAAUAACUGGUGGAUUAAUAGGAUUUAGAGCUGGAGCCAAAGCAGGUUUACUUGGAGCUUUGGGUUUUGCUACAUUUUCCACUGCAAUUGAUUAUUACAUGCGUAAUUCUUCAUAAAUAUUGUUAAAUAAUUUUAUUUGUAAUUGAUUUUAUUGUUGUAAAUAAAAUGUAAGUAGACUUUUUAAUUGUAGUAAAAAUAUAAUACUAUGACUUAAA
Messenger RNA from Rhopalosiphum maidis (corn leaf aphid), 651 nucleotides. RefSeq names its product mitochondrial import inner membrane translocase subunit Tim22. The record is from RefSeq and is a predicted model, not a curated record. The coding region runs from base 1 to 552 and encodes 183 amino acids. The transcript has 4 exons. NCBI's taxonomy places the organism in Eukaryota, Metazoa, Arthropoda, Insecta, Hemiptera, Aphididae. Gene Ontology annotation, biological process: protein insertion into mitochondrial inner membrane. Gene Ontology annotation, molecular function: transmembrane protein transporter activity. Gene Ontology annotation, cellular component: TIM22 mitochondrial import inner membrane insertion complex.